GCGCGGCUGCUGGAGGGAGCGGGGCGCUCAUGGCACUCUUGCGAGCGCUGCGGGACGGGAGCUGGCUCUGCCCUCGGGACUGCUGUCGCGACAGAGCGGCUGCCGCGACAUGAGGGUGCCCUGGAACCCCCCCCGCCCCGCUCCCUGUCACGACACGUGGGUGCCUGCAGCCCUCCUGCCCGUUUUCUCGGUGUGCCGGUGCUCGGGGACGCCCUGCCCGCUAUCGCCGCAUGGGGGAGCCCUGGGACGCCCUGCUCUCUGUCGCGACAUGGGCUGCUCAGGGACACCCCAUGAUAUAUGGGAGCCCUGGCACCCCCUGCUCUCUGUCGCGACAUGGGCUGUCCGGGGACGCCGCUAUAUUUUACACGGGGGUACCUGGAAACUUCCCGCACCCUGCCCUCUGUCCCGCUAUAUUCUGUCGCGGCACGCGGGCACCAGCGCCGCCGCCGGGCAGCGCUCCUGUCGCGACAGGCGCUCCGUGUGCCCGCAGUGGAACGAGCUGACGCGGUACUUCCGAGCGGGGAUGCCCGUGCGGCGGCACCGGCAGCGGCUGCGCUCGCACGGCAGCUGCUUCACGGCGGCCGAGGCCGCGGACUGGCUGCACCCCGUGCUGCGCGGCCACCGCAGCUUCGGGCCCGACGUGAGCCGCCAGCAGACCGUGCAGCUGCUGCGCAAGUUCCUCAAGAACCACAUCAUCGAGGACAUCAAGGGCAGGUGGGGAGACGAGAACCUGGAGGACAACGGCGCCCUGUACAGAUUUCCUCCAACAUCUCCAGUCAAACCUCUCCCAAGCCCACCAAGGGAGAACUUGGAAAACUUCUCUGGAGAAAAAGGAAAACUUUUUAAACUGCCCAGCUCAUCCAAGAAAGCUUUGAAAAAACUGGAGGUCCUGCAGUCUCUGGAAAACUUAGCAAGACCAAAAGCUGAUGUAACAGAAGAAAAGAAGAAGGACACCCUGCAAAGGAGGGAAAUAAGCCAGGAAGAUGUGCAAGAAACAUGGAGAAAUGUCAUCCAGAUCCAUUUACAGACCAUUCUGGGAGUGCCCUCGUUGGAGGAGGUUCUGCAGCCAGCCCAGAUCAUCCCUGAGUUUGUUGUGUACAACAUGAGCAACACCAGCAGACACGGGGUGGUGAUCCUGCAGGACAAAGCAGAAGACCUCCCUCACUGGGUGCUGUCAGCCAUGAAGUGCUUGGCCUACUGGCCCAGGAACAAUGACAUGAGCCAAGCCACCUACAGUGGCUUUGAGCGGGACGUGUUCAGAACAGUUGCUGAUUAUUUUCUCAGUCUUCCUGAGCCAUUGCUUACUUUUGAAUACUAUGAUCUCUUUGUUAAUAUCUUAGAUCUGCUGCAGCCUCACCUGGAAAGAGUUGCAGUGGAAGCUCUGCAGAUCUGCUGUUUGCUGCUGCCACCCCCGAGGCGCAGGAAGCUGCAGCUGCUGCUGAGGAUGAUGGGCAGGAUCAGUGGCAAUGUUGACAUGCCACGGCUGCACGAUGCCAUGGGCACCAGGUCCCUGCUGAUGCAGACGUUUUCCCGCUGUGUCCUGCGCUCUGCACAGGAGGAGGAUCUGGAUGAGCUCCUUUCCACACGCUUGCUCUCCUUCCUGAUGGACCAUCAGCAGGAAAUAUUCCAGCUCCCAACCUACCUGCAGGUGGCUGUGCAGGAUCACCUGGAGUACGUGAGGAGGGCUCAGUGCAAACAGGAAAAAGAAGAAAUUUGUGCCAUCUUGCCAACAUAUUCCUACUGCAAACAAAUCACUCCUCAGGAGUUUGAAGAACAAAAGGUCUCCACCUCACAGGCUGCAGUGGCAGAGCUCCUGGAGAACAUCAUCAAGGAUAAAAACCUCUCUGUGAAGGACAAAAAGAAAAAGUUAAAACAGUUCCAGAAGGAAUAUCCCCACAUCUACGGGCGCCGCUUCCCCAGCACCGAGUCGGAAGCGCUGCUCCUGGAGCACAAACCCACCAUCAAACAGCCCAUGCUGAGCCUCAGGAAAGCCAAAUUUCACAGCCUCAGGUGUGAUUCUCGAAACAGGAGUGAUGGAUAGUCCAUGAAGUGAAGACAGG
Ficedula albicollis (Collared flycatcher) is the source of this 2060-nucleotide messenger RNA. It is a transcript of the gene DEPDC1, whose product is annotated as DEP domain containing 1. The transcript has 12 exons. The record is from RefSeq and is a predicted model, not a curated record. Gene Ontology annotation, cellular component: transcription repressor complex; nucleus. Gene Ontology annotation, biological process: intracellular signal transduction. The coding region runs from base 110 to 2041 and encodes 643 amino acids. Lineage: Eukaryota; Metazoa; Chordata; Aves; Passeriformes; Muscicapidae.